Messenger RNA from Myxocyprinus asiaticus (Chinese sucker), 1131 nucleotides. RefSeq names its product cytochrome c oxidase subunit NDUFA4-like. The coding region runs from base 107 to 337 and encodes 76 amino acids. The transcript has 4 exons. The record is from RefSeq and is a predicted model, not a curated record. NCBI's taxonomy places the organism in Eukaryota, Metazoa, Chordata, Actinopteri, Cypriniformes, Catostomidae.
CGCCUUUUCUCAAUGCUGAAACGAUCUUGCUAGAACUCGCACUGGGCGCGCUUAUUCCGGUCACUUUUGUACAUUUUGGGAAAUUAAAUUUAUCUCAUCCGUCACGAUGCUGAGCACGGUCAGUCGGCAACUCAGAAGUCAUCCUGCCUUGAUCCCACUGUUUAUUUUCAUUGGUGGUGGAUGCACCAUGUCUCUGACUUACCUGGCUCGCCUGGCCAUCCGUAACCCAGACGUCUGCUGGGACAGAAAAAACAACCCAGAGCCCUGGAAUAAAAUGGGGCCCAAUGAUCAGUACAAGCCACUACACCCCUUAAGCUUUUGCUUGAUAUGUACUUGAUAAGGAUACCAGGAAGGGACUCUAACCAGAAGUACAUCACUAAGUAUAUUUAAUAAAUGGCAAGCGGAAUGGGAUGAAUGUCAUAAUAACAAAUUAUUUGAAAUGAAUCCUGUUGUUGGAAAAAGAUACAUUUAUCCUUUCAAAUCUAGACACGAUCAAGUGGUGUAAACAAGAUGUCGUGUAGGCCAUACCAGAGUGACCCAUGGGUAUUUAUUGACGGGGGAAGAAUCACCAAAAUGCCAAUAUUGUAACACCACUCUGACUGUAAAAUAUAUGCUUUUGGUCUACCCUGUCUUUAAUGUCAUGAGACAAUGUUUUUUAUCAGGAAAAACUUUGAAAGACUUGUUUUGUAAGAUGUGCUUAGAAAAACUUUUAGAAUUUGUAUCACUAGUACAGUUAAAGAAUCUUUUAUAGAAUUGACAUUUUAUAGGAUUAAUUAACCUUUUUACUGUGUAUUAUUUUUUACAAAAUGUGUUGCAUUUAUCAAUUGUUUGAUUACUUCCUGUAUUUGCCAUGAAAUAGCCUUUGAAGCUGAUAUGGCAAUAAAAUCCAAUACAACCAAACAAAGUCCCAACACUUAAAGGACGAUUUUGACAACUUUUUAGCUCAAAUAACACACAUUUUUAUGAAAUGUAUGAACAUUUCUGCGAUUAAACCCUCCUGAAUACCUUUCCCUAUAGACUUCUAUUGCAAGUGCUUUACUGUUAACAUGAUUUUUGCUUAUUACAAAUUGAAGGAUGUAAUUUACUUUCUGUGGUAACCAAGAGAUAUGAAGUUUUUUUUUUUUUUUUUUU